Molecule: messenger RNA, 3168 nt
Organism: Ctenopharyngodon idella (grass carp)
Lineage: Eukaryota; Metazoa; Chordata; Actinopteri; Cypriniformes; Xenocyprididae
Product: nuclear factor 7, ovary-like
Exons: 6
Coding region: 509-1873 (454 amino acids)
Molecular function (GO): zinc ion binding; protein binding
Source: RefSeq, a predicted model, not a curated record
UCAUUAAUAUGAUGAUUUGAUGCUCAAGAAACAUUUGUUAUUAUUAUCUAUGUUGAACAGUUCUGUAAAUUUUUUUUCAGGAUUAUUUGAUGAAUAGAAAGCUGAAAAGAACAGCAUUUAUCUGAAAUAUAAAGCUUUUGCAACAUUAUAACUACCAUUCAAUUUUUCAUUUUAAUGCAAGUUUUGUUCAAAUUUAACCUGAAGAAAUCCUGAUCUUGUUCUUUGAACCACAGGUGAUCAUGAACUCCACCCUCUUCCAACACUUACCAGGAAGAGACGGACUUAUUAUUUCUCUUUUCUGUCAUUCUGACUCUCUUCUCUUUUGACAAAAGCAAUAAAGAAUCAGCGAUCAGUGGAGAAUGAAGAGAAACACUGUCAAGAAGGAUUUUUGAGGCAUUUGUUUCUGAACAGACAGCAGAUCGUUGUGAUUCUUAAGGUGAUUCACUUUUAAAACCGUCGUUCAGAAAGUGAAAGUAAAGUUUAUGUUGCUGAAGCUCAAACAGUGAAAAUGGCUUCACUAAAUGUUUCUGCUGAAGAACUUUCUUGUCCCGUGUGCUGUGAAAUCUUCAAGGCUCCUGUUCUUUUAUCAUGUAGUCACAGUGUCUGUAAAGAGUGUCUUCAACAGUUCUGGAGAACCAAGAAAACUCAGGAGUGUCCUGUCUGCAGGAGAAGAUCCUCAAAAACUGAACCUCCAGUUAAUCUUGUGUUAAAAAACUUGUGUGAGUCGUUCCUGAAGGAGAGAAAUGAGAUGAGUUCAUCAGGAUCUGAGGAGAUCUGCAGUUUACACAGUGAGAAACUCAAACUCUUCUGUCUGGAGGACAAACAGCCUGUGUGUUUAGUGUGCAGAGAUUCACAACAACACGACAAUCACAAAUUCAGACCCAUCAGUGAAGUGGUUUCAGCAUAUAAGGAGGAGCUCAAUACAGCACUGAAGUCCUUAGAGAAGAAACUUCAACACAAUGAAAAAAUGAAAGGAGGGUUUGAGAAAACAGUUCAUCACAUCAAGUCUCAAGCUGAGCACACAGAGCGUCAGAUUAAACAGCAGUUUGAGAAGCUUCAUCAGUUUCUCAAAGAUGAAGAAGAAGCUACAAUCACUGCACUGAGGGAGGAAGAGGAGCAGAAGAAGCAGAUGAUGAAGGAGAAGCUGGAGGAGAUGAACAGACACAUCUCAGCUCUUUCACACACAAUCAAAGACAUGGAGGAGAUGAUGAAAGCCAAUGACGUCUGCUUUCUGAAGGAGUUUCCAGUCUCAAAGGAAAGAGUCCAGAGCUCACAGCCGGAUCCACAGAUGGCUUCUGGAGCUUUGAUUCAUGUGCCACGUUACUUGGGCAACCUGCCGUUCAGAGUCUGGAAGAAGAUGCAGGACAUCGUCCAAAACACUCCUGUGAUUCUGGAUCCAAACACUGCGAAUCCACGUCUCGUCCUGUCUGAUGAUCUGACCAGUGUGAGAGACAGCGGGAACAAUCAACCUCUUCCUGAUAAUCCAGAGAGAUUUGACUACUAUCCCUGUGUUCUGGGUUCAGAGGGGUUUAACUCAGGAACACACUGCUGGGAUGUGGAAGUUAAAGAGAGUUCAGUCUGGAGUCUUGGAGUAACUACAGCAUCAAACCAGAGGAAGGGAUAUGUUUUCUUCAACACUGAUGUCUGGUGUGUGUCGUACAGAUGGACUCCAUGUUCUGGUUUUCGUGUCAAACAGAAGCUUGAUCGUGUGAGAGUGAAUCUGGACUAUGACAGAGGAAGGGUGUCAUUCUCUGAUCCUGUAACUAACACACAUCUACACACAUUCACAACCACCUUCACUCACACACUCUUUCCAUUCUUCUGUAAUUAUAUUUCUUCCUCUCUGAGGAUCUUAGCGGUCAAUAGUCAGUAAUCGUUACUCCUGUAGGUCUGGAUCUUCCUGCUUUCAUCAUGUUUCCAAGAUUUAAUCCAGAUCACAUGAGUAAGAGUGCUGUUGAUCUGAAUAUCAGUACGGUGGCUGUGAUUGGGCCGUGAUGAUCACAUGACUGAUAUCAGCACUACAGCAACACUCACACUCAUAUUGCUUUAAUACAACAGAUCAAUAAACAACAAGUUUAUUUAAUUAGAGUUUAGAAGAAGUUUAAAAAGCACUUUACACAAUAAGAACAAUUAUUAGACAAUUUUAGGACAAUAACCGUUUACCUGAUUAUUAUUUCAGUGAAGUUUGUCACGUUGCUAUUUUCACAUAAUUAUAUAUAUAUAUAUAUUAAACUGAACCUAAUUCUACACAGUUUCACUGAAUUUGUAAAUGAAUAAUUGUUUAUUUGAGUUUAACUGAUCAUUUGUUCAUUUAAGCUCAUGGAUAUAAACAAUAAACACUUUUAUUAUUUACGGAUCUGAUUCUGAAAAACACAGUCAAUGUUUCUGUGAUUCACUGAAAUCUCUGAGAAAGACUGAGUUUCUGAACAGAAUUUGAUCAUCCCGAGUUUAAACGUUUUGAGCUUCUGCAUCAUUCAGACUCACACAGACAUCAAGAAUCAGUGUGUGAAUCUGAACAAUGGUGACGAUCCUGCUGCAGUGCAUGCUGGGUACCAGCUAGUACAAAACUCAUUCAUGACUCCCAGCAUGCAUUGCAGUGUGAAUAAAUUAUGCAGCUGAAAUGUCCCACUAUUUUUAUUCUUACUCUUUAUUUUUAUUUCUGCUGUUGUUUUGUUGACUGUCGUAGCUUGUUCUGUGAUGUUUGAUCUGUUUAUCUGAAUAUGUCGUUGAUUGUCAUCGUUGUUGAGGUUUGUAUGAUGAUGUCAUAGACUGUAAAAAACAUGGAAGACGCUCCUCCACUCUCUUCCACUGUAGGAAAGUGAAGCUGCCAUUGGGAUAUUGGGAUAUGACAUCUUGUGCUGUUUCAGAACCUGUAAUAAAAUACAUUUAUCAAAUGAACAUUUAUGGAAAUGUAGUUAUGGAAAUUAUGGAAAAGUUAAAGCUCCAAUCUCAUUCUGAAAAAAGUCCAUUGGAGCCUCAGUGACUACUUCACUCAGAGAAGCUGUCAAUCACAGCUGUCAAUCAUGACGUCACAUCCUGUUUUUAUAGCAUCAAAUAAUUUACUAAAAACAAAAUUAUUUAUAAAACAACACUUGAACUUCAGUGUGGUAAAAACUACAUAAAAUGAGACAAACCAUCUUUGGAAAUAAAAUACAUUUUUAAGUGUAA